Camellia sinensis is the source of this 1983-nucleotide messenger RNA. Lineage: Eukaryota; Viridiplantae; Streptophyta; Magnoliopsida; Ericales; Theaceae. The record is from RefSeq and is a predicted model, not a curated record.
AUGGACAUUGAUUCAAACAAUCUUACAUUGAGUGGGGGUGAGGAAGUUGAGGAAACAGAGAACAAUCCUUCAUUAAAUGAGAGUGCUUACAGAACACAGAAUGUUGGAGCAGAUGAAAAGGUGAAAUACUUUGGAAUUGAAUAUACUCGGGCGCAAAAAAGGACAAAAAGAUCAGAAGUAAACCCCUUGAAACCAUCUUUGUCAUCAAAAAUUGAUUGUAAAGCUAAGGCAUUAGCAUUUGAUGAACGAGAUGCAAGGAACCACAUUCAAAAUGCUAGAAGAUUGAGGCUUGGGGUAGGAGACGCCGAAUCAGUUGCAUCUUAUUUUCAUAGGAUACAGCAAGAAAAUUCAAACUUCUAUUCUGCAAUUGACUUUGAUGUAGAUGGUCGCAUACGAAACUUGUUUUGGGCAGACGCAAGGAGUAGGGCGGCUUAUAAAGCAUUUGGGGAUGUUGUCUCAUUUGACACUACCUAUCUCACAAACAAGUAUGAUAUGCCGUUUGCUCCGUUUGUAGGAGUUAAUCACCAUGGUCAGUCAAUCUUGUUUGGUUAUGGGCUAUUAUCUGAUGAGAACACAGACACAUUUGUUUGGCUAUUCAAAGAAUGGUUAAAUUGCAUGUCAGCCACUCCUCCAAAAGCUAUUAUAACUGACCAAUGCAGGGCCAUGCAAAAUGCCAUACAAAUUGUCUUCCCACAGGCUCAACAUCAUUGGUGUUUAUGGCAUGUAAUGAAGAAAAUACCUGAGAAAUUGAGAGGAUAUUCCCAAUAUGAAGCCAUCAAAUUCGCUUUACAAAAUGCAGUCUAUGAUUCUUUCGGAAAAGAUGAAUUUGAUAAGGAAUGGCAAAUGAUGAUUGAAAAGUUUAGCCUUCAUGACAACGAGUGGUUGGGGGUGGAGAAGGAGACCAAAGCAUACUUCAAAUCUCGAAACAAAUUGUAUGAUUGCUUAACGGUGUAUGAGUUUGAGAAGCAAUUUCGUGCAGCCUACACAAAUGCGAAAUUUAAAGAAGUUCAAGUAGAAUUGAAGCGACUACUGUAUUGUCAUGCGACUCUUGUGAAGGAGGACGGAUCCAUUUGUACUUAUCAUGUCAAGGAAGCUGUGCUUGUGGGUGACAAAAUGAAGAAAGUUGAAUUUGUUGUAUACUUUAGUUCAACUGAACUUGAAAUGCAAUGUGUGUGUCGGUGGUUUGAGUUUAGGGGGAUCAUAUGUGCCCAUUCCCUUAGUGUGCUCAUUGAGAGGUGCAUAUAUGAGGUUCCAGAUAAGUACAUUAUGCCAGGAUGGAGAAAAGAUUUGGAAAGAGGGUACACAUGCAUUCCAACGACAUACACGAAAUUCGGGGCUGCCCUCAAUGCAAAGGUACAUGAUAACUACCACAAGACAUUGGAUGAAAUUAUAGAAAUUGCUUCCAACGAUGAUAAUAAACACAAAGCCAUUCAACUUGGGUUGAGAGAAAUCAAGGAAAGAGUAAGAAAAUAUGAAUCUGGUUGUGCGAGUAAUAUGCCACCUGCUAGUAGAAUUGUCCCACCUUGUAAUAGUUAUGUGCCACCUUCUAGUACUACUCGCAAGGUGCUUAGUCCUUUGGUUGCUCGCCGAAGAGGCCGUCCAUGUAUGAAACGGAAGGUGAGCAAGGUGGACGAAAUAGUGAGUCGGUUGAAAGGAAAGAAUAAAAAGGCACCAAAAGUCCAGGGUCGUAAGAUGGGUCAAUGUGAACCUCGUAAGUUGAAUUUCGGUUGUACGGAUGGCAUGGAAGACAAUACGUACGAGCGGGUGCCGCGAGGUCAAUCCUAUUAUUUUCCUUGUAUGGAUGGGACACAAGAGAGCGCAUUGCAAAUGGUGGACAAAAUUAGAAGCUCAUCUUUCAGUGAAUCAGGAAUGGCGAAUCUAGAUGUCCUUAGUUUAGCCAUGCACUCCUUGCUGGAGAUUGAGAACAUCUGCAGGUUGAGAACAUCCAUGCCCUCCUUGGUGGAGAUUCAGAAUCAGAUUUGA